CCUGAAAAGGAUCAUCUAUCUUUGAGAGAACGUCUUCGGAAACUUGAUAGUAUCUUGGAGCAGCCAGUGUAUUCACAAUGGGUCGUUGGCGUACUAUCUCCAUCGCUUUGGUCGUCACCAUGGGAGGAUUCACCUUCGGCUUUGACUCGGGAAUCAUCGCGACCACCUUCGGUCAUCAAACUUUCCGCGUCUACAUGUACGGGCCCUCCCAAGCCAGCACAUCUCUCGCUGGUGCCAUAGUAUCAUGCUACAACGCCGGUCAAGCCAUCGGAGCCCCAACAGUUGGCUAUCUUGCCGAUCGCUUCAGUCGCAAGUAUACCAUCGCCUUUGCUUCCCUUCUCGCUAUCCUCGGAGCCGCUCUGCAAGCCGGUGCCGUUCAUGUCGGCAUGAUGAUCGCAGGCCGGCUCAUCGCCGGCCUCGCUUGUGGCCAGUUCCUCGCUGUUGUCCCGGUCUAUAUCGCCGAAGUAGCCAAGCCCUCUCAGCGUGGUUUCCUCGUUGGCCUUCAGGGUUUGAUGACUGCUAUUGGGUUUUGUAUCGCGAAUUGGGCUGGAUAUGGAGGUGCUUUUGCGGUUGGGGAUGCUCAAUGGCGGAUUCCCUUGGCUAUGCAAAUUCCUGUUCCUUUCAUCCUUAUUUUCGCUGUGUUCUUCGUACCCUUCUCCCCUCGUUGGCUUGUCAGAAAAGGACGUCAUGAAGAAGCCCGCCGCGUUCUCAACCUCCUCCACGACACCGAAGGCGAAACCUUUAUCGAACAAGAACUCCUCCAGAUCCAACAGCAGAUUGAACUUGAGGCGUCUGCUGAGACAAGCAGCUGGGCAUAUGCGAUCAAAGAACUUUUUUCCAUGCGAUACCUCCACCGCACGCUCAUGGCGGCUUUCAUCGUCUCCCAGUCCCAGCUCUCAGGCGCCUCUGUCAUCCAGAACUUCCAGAACACAUUCUAUGCCAUCGUUGGUAUCACCGGUCGACAGUCGCUCUUGGUAUCUGGUAUCUACGGUUUCAUGGGUGUUAUCGGAACCAUCAUCUACUUGGGCAUCGUUGCAGACAGAUGGCCUCGUGCUCGAACAUUGUGGACUGGCUCGCUCGCCUUGUCCGUCUCCAUCGCUAUCUGUAUGGCUUUGAGUGCCACCUAUGGUCAGGCCGGAGAGAGUAACAUGGCCGGAGCAAGAGCAAGUAUCGCUUUCAUCUUCAUCUACUCUGCGACCUUUGCAAUCUUCUUCAACGCAAUGAUCUGGGUUGUCCCAUCAGAGCUGUUCCCAACAUUCCUUCGAUCAAAGGGCAUGGCCUUCGCCGUGUCAUCCAAGUCCGUCGUCGCUAUCGUUCUUAGUCAGAUUACUCCUUUGGCGCUCGCAGAGGUCAGCUGGAGGUUCUAUGCUCUCUUCAUCGCGUGUAAUACUGCCGCCGCCGUCCUGUACUUCUUUUUCCUGCCUGAGACUGGUGGUAAGACCCUGGAGGAAAUCGCAGAGCUCUUUGGUGAUGCUGUGGCGGUGGAUAUGCAUGCCAAUAUCGAGAAGCUUGAUGCUACCAGUGUUGUCCAUGCUGAAGGCAGCGAGCCUCGCAAGUAG
This is a messenger RNA of Fusarium odoratissimum NRRL 54006, 1559 nucleotides long. RefSeq lists its product as uncharacterized. The record is from RefSeq and is a predicted model, not a curated record. Gene Ontology annotation, molecular function: carbohydrate:proton symporter activity. Bases 78 to 1559 code for a protein of 493 amino acids. Gene Ontology annotation, biological process: carbohydrate transport; transmembrane transport. Gene Ontology annotation, cellular component: membrane. The transcript has 3 exons. NCBI's taxonomy places the organism in Eukaryota, Fungi, Ascomycota, Sordariomycetes, Hypocreales, Nectriaceae.